AUGGCAGGCUCAGCGGAACCUCGAGAUGACUCGACUAGCUCAUCAUCACUGCUGAGGAGGCUCAAGCGCCUAAACCUCGGCUCACCGUCGCCAUCGUCAUCGUCGGAUCACACAAGCCUUCCAAGCAAGCCUUUGCCUGCACCGCCGUUGGAACUCCCCCCACAAAAUGCUCCCUAUUUAGCAAAACAGACGGUGUCAUUACCGCCGUACUUAGCCCACUUAGCGGAACAUUCCUCUUCGUGCUCCACAAGGCAGCCAACGUACCUUUCCUUUCCACAGCCUCAGACCUUGUACUCUUCCAUAGACGUGCACGCGCAUCCCCAUCGUUUAGUCGCGCCAACGCAAACUGUUUGCACGACUGGGAUUGCGCCGAACAAUAUCUACACGUGUGCGAAUAUAUUACCGCCUCGACCUCCUGCCUUUGUACUAUCGACGAAGCCGCCCGCGUGCGGUAGUCAAGACAUCCCUAGCAGUCUCAGGCCUGCAUCUAUCCAACUUGGCACUGCGUCCAAGCACAAGGUUCCAUACCCGUGGGAACUAGCUCCGCAGUCGAAGCCUGGGCAUGGUGCCAAUGAUCAGAUUGUGUCUUCAACAUGCCAUUCAAACGAAAAGAAAGAUACUAUCACCGUGCAGAACUCUGUACUAGAGCCCACAACACCCUCCCAUUCGCGUCAAAGUGCGCACAUCAGCUCGUCAGAUGCGCGCGCAACUAUGACGCCAAAGGGCUCGCAGACAGACCCAAGAUUUCCGCCCGCUAAGGGCCAGUGCUGGGGUAUCACUAAGAAAAACCUUCGCUGUACCAAAAAGGGAAGAGCAGUCAAUUGCACGGGCGCAGCGUCGCCCAAGAGUCGGCGGAUCUCGGCUGGAUAUGAUCGCGGUGCUUCGGCGCCUGCCCGGCUCGCACAAAAAGCAACCGCUUCAGAUCCGUUAGUCGUCAGCGACUCUGACGAUGACGAUCCGCAGUCACCCACAACUAGAAGAACGAGGCAGUGCUCCGUUUCGCACUGUGAAAGCGGCGAUGCCGAUACCUCUGUGUUGAGCGAUGACAUCGACGAGGUCUUUUGUGGACAGCACAUCGCUGAGGCCAAAAAGUGGCCCGGCUUCUAUCACUCGUAUUCUGGCGAUGCCACUUCUUGCUCCAUAUCGUCGAACAUUCUUAUCAAAUACGAAGACUGGCUCACCACACCAUGUCUCGACGACCAUACGCAAGUCCUGCUCCGUAAUUGCAUGAGGCGGCCUCUGACAGAGAUGGACCGGAAUGAACGAGGAUAUCUCUACAUCCACGAGCUACUCGCGUUCUCUACGCCGACGCAUGUGUGUCUCAAGGUGGGUCGCUCCAAUCAGGUAUUUCGCCGAGUCGGCGAGUGGAAUGCGCAGUGCCGAAGCAAGCAGCCGCUUCUCAGAGCAAUCUACCCUUCCCACGACGGUCAACAGUUGAUGCCUGGCAUGGACACGCCCACGAUGCAGGGCGUUCCGUUCAGUCGACGCUGGGAAGCACUUGUCCAUCUUGAGCUGAAGAGUCUGGGAAAGCGCCUCGAUGACGAGUGUGCUGACUGUGGCAAGCGGCACCGCGAGAUCUUCCUUCUUCCUCAUUCAUCCGUUUACCGCAACGCUUCGCAACCAGCGCACCACGAUGCUUUUGAUUUAGCCAAUGACGUGAUUGUCAAGUGGCUGAGGUUCGUUCAGCUGCUCGCCGGUCCGAACUCUACGUCGUCUGCAACGGGUACAACAACCAAGACGCAUCAUGUUUGA
Mycosarcoma maydis (corn smut) is the source of this 1752-nucleotide messenger RNA. RefSeq lists its product as uncharacterized. The coding region runs from base 1 to 1752 and encodes 583 amino acids. The transcript has a single exon. The record is from RefSeq and is a predicted model, not a curated record. NCBI's taxonomy places the organism in Eukaryota, Fungi, Basidiomycota, Ustilaginomycetes, Ustilaginales.